Messenger RNA from Lottia gigantea (owl limpet), 366 nucleotides. RefSeq lists its product as hypothetical. Gene Ontology annotation, biological process: nuclear-transcribed mRNA catabolic process, 3'-5' exonucleolytic nonsense-mediated decay. The annotation marks the transcript as partial. Gene Ontology annotation, molecular function: RNA helicase activity. NCBI's taxonomy places the organism in Eukaryota, Metazoa, Mollusca, Gastropoda, Lottiidae. The record is from RefSeq and is a predicted model, not a curated record. The transcript is spliced from 2 exons. Gene Ontology annotation, cellular component: Ski complex.
GUUAUAUUAAUGGCUGACAUGUUAAAACGUGGUAUUGGUGUACAUCAUAGUGGUAUAUUACCCAUAUUAAAAGAAGUUGUAGAAAUGUUAUUUGGUAGAGGUCUUGUAAAGAUCUUAUUUUCAACAGAAACAUUUGCAAUGGGUGUUAAUAUGCCAGCUAGAACUGUGAUAUUUGAUUCUAUAAGGAAACAUGAUGGAACCAACUUUCGGAACUUAUUACCAGGAGAAUAUAUACAGAUGGCAGGACGAGCUGGUAGACGUGGUCUAGAUACUACUGGUACAGUUAUUAUAUUAUGUAAAGGAGAUGUUCCUGAAGCUUCUGAACUACAUCUUAUGAUGUUGGUGAGUCAUCGCAAUCAUACUUAA